AUGCCAACAGACACCAGACUCACCGCAGCGGCUCGGCUUUCCGAUACCAAAGUCGCAGUCGAGGAACUCGGUCUCAACCUAAAACCCCGCGGCCAAGUACAUAAAAUUCUCCCUCAUUUCUUUUCAUGAAAUUUAAUCGCGCUCUAGGCAAAUCUCCUCUGCUGCUCCGACAUGCGUGACGCCUAUGGCUGGGUCGAAGCAUCGGAAGGAGACAUAGAAAAAGACAUCAGUUACUGGAUUCGAUACCAAGUGACCAUCAAAGCAGAAGCUCUUUCAUGCAAGCCAUUGGGAUGCAAAGGAAUAGCCAUGGUGGAGCUUUGUAACGAUGUAAGUAUCUCUACGAAAUAUCCUUUCAAUGUCGAAAACUUGCUGAGGAUCAUUUCAGGGUGGUGAGGUUUUGGUUGAUUCCACUUUGAUUGCCAGGUAUAUUGGUUCGAUCAAGGAUGGGUGUGGAAAGCAUGGCAGGGGAUUUUGUGGGCAGCAGUUUGA
This is a messenger RNA of Hymenoscyphus albidus, 489 nucleotides long. Lineage: Eukaryota; Fungi; Ascomycota; Leotiomycetes; Helotiales; Helotiaceae. The record is from the annotation of a GenBank genome assembly.